AUGUUGCUUUGUUUCUUAUAUUGUGAAAUAGGUCAUCAAUCCAAGGUUAAAGGCCUGCGUGAGCAAGCAGACUUUAAACAAUUCACCAAAAAGACAGUGAAAAAGAGGGCCGGGCAUGCUAAAAACAUAGUAGAAAACGGGCCAUACCGGACUGAGGAUCGUGCGGUCCGGCAACAAGUUUCUCUUUUACCAUACGAGCACUUAUCACAUCGAUUGCAAAAUUAUUCUAUUAUGUUACAAAGUCAACAAAAUCAAAUUGAAACUUUUGAUUCACCAUUUGAUGUAGCAAGAAUAAUACCAGUUGCUGCAGCAGGGACAUCACCAAUUUCUGAUAUCAUUGAACCAAUGGUUCAAUAUCUAUGUCCAACAUGUUCAACAUUCAGACCUAAUAUUCAUAGAAUUCCUAAUAUUGUAUAUGACAAUCCGUAUUUUAAUACAUUUAGACCUGAAUGGACACAAACAGUUGAUAUAUCAGAUGCUUCAUUAGAAGACCAGCAAAAUCAAGCAAAUGGCUCACAAGGUGAAGUGAGAAAUUGGAAUCCGGUAUUUGUAACUACCCCAACAUUGAAUCCAGAAUAUCUAUAUUGUAACCAACAAUCCUUGCAAG
Dentiscutata erythropus is the source of this 607-nucleotide messenger RNA. NCBI's taxonomy places the organism in Eukaryota, Fungi, Glomeromycota, Glomeromycetes, Diversisporales, Gigasporaceae. The record is from the annotation of a GenBank genome assembly.